This is a messenger RNA of Patiria miniata (bat star), 5758 nucleotides long. RefSeq names its product serine/threonine-protein kinase Sgk1-like. The transcript has 14 exons. Gene Ontology annotation, biological process: protein phosphorylation. The record is from RefSeq and is a predicted model, not a curated record. Gene Ontology annotation, molecular function: protein serine/threonine kinase activity; phosphatidylinositol binding; ATP binding. NCBI's taxonomy places the organism in Eukaryota, Metazoa, Echinodermata, Asteroidea, Valvatida, Asterinidae. Bases 506 to 1975 code for a protein of 489 amino acids.
UGCGCAGAUUGUGUGUCCGCCUUCCAGACUAUCUUAUCACCUGUUCUUUUUGCCGCGAUUGACAUGUGUGUGUGAGUCGAGCGAUUGAGGAGGGGCGCACAAUCAUCACGAAGCCACAGUUACAACGCCGGUUUCAUCGAUCUUUUGCAGAUUUCAUCCGCAAGAUUUCUUGGGAUUGGAUACUUCAACGACGGUGACGUCACGUCAGACGCCCUCAUUCGGCAAGUCGGAGCAAGGUCUGAGCUUCACGGCAAACACAUUGAGCUGGUCAUCAUGAUCAGCACAAUUUGAAGCCAAACACGAGCUGCAUUCAAAUUCCUUCACGGAAGAGUGGGCCUACAUAUGCGUACAUCCGUGACUUCUGCUAAGUGCCGAUAACAGCGAGAGACCUCCACUCCCUCCGUCCAAGGUCUGAAAUCUGCCAACGCCACCGGCCAACAAAAAAAGUGCAUUCAAUCAAAAGCAAAACGUCAGUCAGCCAGCCCUUCGUGGAACUGAACACAAAAUGGCUGCCAACAGUACUAGCGUCCACGUCUCUGACACACAGACAUGGGAGAAGAACAAGAAAACAACAGUAUACAAGGUUGUCGUGGUAACGGGAGGCAAGACAUGGUUCAUCUUCAGACGAUACAAUGAAUUCCACAAACUCUAUGAGAUGCUCAAGAAGAAGUUUCCAGAGGCUGACCUCAAGUUGCCAGGCAAGAAACUCUUUGGCAAUAACUUUGACCCGGAGUUUAUUCGACAGCGUCGUGAGGGUCUCCAUGACUUCAUCCAGAAAAUUAUCACCAACCCAAAGAUUGUGAAACUACCGGACGUUCAAAGUUUCCUGUCCCUAGAUGAUCCUCGUAACAGCUCUGAUAACAAUGUCAUUGAUGAGAACAACACAGAAUACUUCAGCGAUCCCAAAGAUCCAAACACUAUCAACCUUGGGCCCUCUGCAAAUCCCUCAGCCCGACCGAGUGACUUUGACUUCCUUAAAGUCAUUGGCAAGGGAAGCUUUGGCAAGGUGCUGUUGGCCAAACACAAACACGUGGACAAGGUGUACGCUGUCAAGGUCUUGGAAAAGAAAGCCAUUAUGCAAAGAAAUGAGCAAAAGCACAUCAUGGCUGAAAGAAAUGUCCUUCUGAAGAACCUCAAGCAUCCAUUCCUGGUUUCCCUCCACUACUCAUUCCAAACGCCCGACAAGCUGUACUUUGUCCUUGACUACAUCAACGGUGGUGAGCUGUUCUUCCAUCUGCAGAGAGAGAGAUGCUUCCCUGAACCCAGGGCUCGAUUCUAUGCCGCCGAAAUUGCCAGCGCCAUCGGCUACUUACACUCACUGGAUAUUAUAUACAGAGAUUUGAAGCCGGAGAACAUUUUGAUUGACAGUGAGGGGCAUGUUGUCUUGACAGACUUUGGUCUGUGCAAGGAAGGUAUCGCAGCCAAAGGCACUACCUCAACAUUCUGUGGAACACCGGAGUACCUUGCCCCAGAAGUCUUGAAGAAACAGGAGUAUGAUCGUAGUGUAGACUGGUGGUGCCUAGGUGCAGUGCUGUAUGAAAUGCUGUCUGGAUUGCCACCAUUUUAUAGCAGAGACACUGCCGAGAUGUACGACAACAUUCUCCACAAACCGCUGCGAAUGAAGAGCAACUUCUCUGCUCCAGCUAAAGUCAUUCUGGAAGGGAUGCUCCAGAAAGACCGCAAGAAGAGACUUGGUGCAGGGGACCAAGAUUUCCAAGUCAUCAAGACCCAUGAGUUCUUUGAUCCCAUCGACUGGGAGGCACUGUACGCUAGAGAGAUCACACCUCCAUUCAAUCCUAGUGUUAGCAGCAACAUGGAUACCAAGAACAUUGACCCUGAGUUUGUUCGUGAGCCUGUACCGCAGUCAGUUGGUCGGUCCAUUGAGUCCCACAUGGUUAGCGCCAGCGUACAGGAAGCAGACUCUGCCUUUACUGGCUUCACAUAUGUCCCACCAAGCGAGGCAUUUGAUGACUAAAAGACCAUUCUGCAGUGUUUUCCUUAAACAAAGAAAAAAAGGCAAGUCUUUAAAAAUCCAGCUUGAAUGCUGCGCCUAGUGUGCUGAAACAUUGGGUGAGUUUUGUUGAGAUUGGGUGAGAUUUGAAGAAAUUGUUUGUUGUAUGAUGUGUGCUAAUCUCUAUUCUAUUAGAUUGUAUUUUAACAUCGAGGUCAUCAAUUCAUUUGUACAAAUUUUUUUCAACGUUUCUGCCAAAAACUUCAACCGCUAUAAAUGUUUUGUCAUUUUCUAUGCGAUACAAUGUACAAUUUUCGUGCUGAUUUUUGAAAUGACAUGCACAUGUCAUAAAUAUGUUCAAUAUUUUUUUGUUACAUGAAAAAGUAUUUUGAAUAUUGACAAUAUCAGCAAGAGUGAGCUUUUAAAAUAUUCUCUUUGAUGAUGUAUGAAGUUUGAAAAUGUCUCGGACAAGUUCAUGUCCCUAUUAACGUGUGUCCCUACAUGUGAAGGAAUGACUUGUACAUGUAUUCAAGUUGAUUCUAGUUAAUUAAUGUGUGUUUGUCAAUGCUUCUGAUUUCGUUGAUCAGGAUGGAAAGACAUUCAACACUUGUUUUCAAAAGCAAUUAAAAAAUUAAAGAAAAUUCCAUGUAAUUUUUAUGAAAAAGGUAUAUUCCAAUCUAAUGGUAUUUAAUUUAUGAAGAAUUCUUCAACAUGUGCAUUCCACCAAAAAAGUUUCAAUUUACAUUUGCCAAAUACAUUCAGAUAACUUUUGAACUCUUUGCUAUUACAGAUUAUAUCCAAGUUGCUGAUAAAAUGUACAAAAUGUGUGAUCGCACAUUUUUUUCAUAUAUCUGGAAACUGAACUGAAAUUUGUGUGUCAUAUGUAGAUCAAUCAUAGAAUUUAGUCUCAUUUCAAGUCAUUUUUGUUCCUUUUUUCUUUUGAGAUUUCUGAUUCUAAUACAUUGUCAGCCAGUAAGAUAUUCUGUCUGACAAAAGACGGCUGGUGUCAAGUAAAGUUGUUUGUAAAGUAGUUUAGCACCUUUGUUUUUCUCUAUCACUUUGUUCAUCUUUUGAAGCAUUUUCUUUUCUUAAUUUUCAAGAGGUUUGGGUUUUCAGUUCAGCAUUUGUGUUACGUUCCCGAUGCCACAUUUGAAACUGUAUUUCAGAUACAAAAUUUAAUGUGACAUCUGAGCAUUUACGUUAACAUUAUAGUCACUUUUUUCACUUCAUUACUUUUGAUAUUGUGUUGUUUGCUUCAAGUCAAGAAACGUUUUACAAUUGACAGAUUUAUAUUCAUUCCUGUACGUUUGCUCACUAAGGCAGGUUAAAUCUCUGCCAAAGAGAUGCGUGCCAUUCUGAGUUCACCACAGAUCCCGGUUUUCUUUGCUUGUUUGGGGUUUCCCCCUCAUCUUUCUAAGUAUUUCAAGGUUUUGUAGUUUUCCCUGAAUCAGGCAAUGCAGCAGUGUAAUGACUUCAGAUGUUACAUGAUCAAUCUGUUGAUGGCAUAAUAUUCCUAUAAAAACUGCCGCAGGUCUAGAUGCCAAAGUGUUCAGCCUUCAAGACUUUUAAGAGUACGACCACUCAAACUAUUCAUCAAUUUUUCUUAUUUGCACUUUUUUUUAGUCCAACGAGGCAGUCCCUAAAAUGACCAGUAGAUUUGCCCGUACAUAUUACACCCUUCUUUUUCAAGUAUAUGGAGAACAUUGCAUUUUGUAAGGUUAGUUUAAAGUAUGCCAGUUCUGAAACACAAAUAUUCAUGGACCAAAUUACACUCAAAGAAGAGAUCCCGUAACUUUCAAGAUGAUAGCAUUUAGAUGCAGAUAAGAAUAUUCUAUGGCUGUAAGAAAAAGAUUAUUACGCAUUUUACUCAUGAAUGUUUGGUGAAGCAGAAGAGGCUUGUGGAUUCUUUUGAGACAAAUUUGUUUUCGACCCAAAUACUGUCAUUAAAAAGGGAUACUACACCAGCCAACUCCAACAUCUAGGAAAAUUAAGUGACUUAAAAUAAUACCGUUCGAAUGUGCCAAAUAAAUGUAUAUGUUUCCAUUACUGUUUUGCCCCUUUUUUACAGUGAAAGGUGAUAGCUGUCAAUUGAUUUUUCAUAAAUGACAACUCUAAACAGUCUGAAAUUAAGUAAUUUGAACCUAGUAAAUGCAGGCUUUGUAACUUAUAUUGCUUUUCAUUAAUUUCCAACGGAGUUUUGAAUGCAGCAGUUAACGUGCACCAAAGCUUUCUAUUAUUUUGAAAUAAUUGCACUGUAAAGAAAUGAUUGUCUCAAUUUGGACAAAAAUAUACUUGUUAUUUUCAGACAUGUUGUGCUGUAAGUUCAGUUGUAUGUGUAUGGACAAUAGUUUACUUGUGUACUCUUGCUUAUGCACAUUUAAUUAAGCGAACCAACCAACCAAAGACAUUCCCUUAUGUUUAUUCAUAUUCCUGUACGUAUAUUCAGAUAUGCAGAUUGAUAUUCAUUAGCCAUAUUUAAAUCUCUUGAUUUUACAGUUAUUUGCAUUAGUUGGUUUACUACUACAUCCUGAAUCUGUAAGUCUGAAAGUUGCAACAGUUGCCUUCAAAAGUGGUAUUCAUAAUUCCAAGCAAAUUUGAACAACAAGAAAAUACUUUCAAAAAGUGUAUUUUGUACGUCCUACAAAAGUUAUGAUGAUUUUGUUACUUUAAAUAUUUACUUUUGUUGAUAAUUGUUUCCAAAUUAUCAUUGUCUUUCCAUUCCCUGUAGAUGUAUUGUGUUGUGGUGAAAUCAAGUUAGCCAGAAGAAAUUGUGGAUGAUAGUUAAUUUCCCUUCGAAAAGUGUAAACAUGCACGCAUCGUUUGAGGCUUUUCCUCAGAAAAUAACGGCAAAUGCACCAUGUUAAAAGAAAACUGCAUUGGCGUAUAAUUAUAAAACCAUGUGCUGCUGUGCGCACAUGCAGGAUGUGGCAUUGUGCAUGAUACACGUGUCGUGAACUUGCAUGUUUACACGUGUUCAAAAUGAAAUUUUAAAACACGUUGUGAAUAAUGUUCUUGAGACAAUCUUUCAGAGAAAAUAUCUAUAUAAUUAUACGUUGUUGCUUUGAAUAUCAACGAUUAUGUUUGUGCUGUUAGGCAUUUGAUCUUGUUUCAUUUGUCUUUUCGUAAGUGAAUCAAAAGUUCAUUCUAAAUGACCAUAGUGUGUGAAAAUGCUGAAAUGAAGAGCAAAGUACGUAUACCACUAUGAGAAACUAGAUAUUUUACUGUCAACGCCAAGAGAGAACAAAUCAGGGAAUAAUAUUCCAAAGACGCCCAAGUUUGCUGACAUGACAAGCGUUUAUUGGGAGUACCAUUCCUAGCCAGCCAGGUAUCUUCGUGCGUACCAAAUCGUAUUGUUGCCCAAAAUAAAUCAAUAUGAUGUGGACAUGUGUUCUAGCUUCCGGGAUGUAGAGCGACUCAUCUGAUUCAGAUGUAUGUGUUAUGUCAGUAAGCAAGUUCUUGUAAAACAAUGACGACUUUCAUUAUUUUUUCUAGAUUAUUAAAAAAAAAUACAAGGAUGAAAAAAAUAGGAUGCGAGAAAAAUUGAGCCAGCUUUAUUAAUAACGUUAUAUUAACGUGUAAGAUACCUUCAAAAUAAAGUUAAUAGAUUUUUUGGUUUGAUAAAGUAGUUAACGAAAUAAUUCUAUGAGAGUAUAUUAAUUAUUUAAUUGUAAUCGAAAGAAGAUAGUUAUAUGGAAAUCAACUGUAUAUAAUGUAAUAUACGUGAAAUGAUACCUCUCAGAUAUAUUGUACGAAGCGUUUGAAAACAAGAGAAAGAAAACUGGAAUAAAAUGAAGAGAUAAAAGACAC